ACUCUUAAUAUAUGAUUUUGCCGUUCUAUUAUCUUUAGUGCAAAACCAAAAAUUUCAUUAACUAAAAAGAAGAAGAAAUAAAAGUGGGAGGAAGGAAGGAAGGACAGUCAUUUUUUUGCUCUCAGUCCAAACUCCAUCCACACCUCACAGUCAUUUUCUGCUUCGUUGGUCGAAUCGAAGCUAUAGACCCAGGCCACACAGUUGCCAGAAAUGAAAGAAGACGACGGCAGCAGCAGAUAUAGUGCCACAAAUGAAAUUAUGAACCCCGAUCACGCAGCGGAUGUUGGGAUUUUUGAGCCUCCCAACUCAGAUGUCAACGGGAGCAACGCCGCCCAAGGCCAAGUUAGCGGAAGAGGAAAGAAACCCCAAGGUGGUGGAACCAGCCAAUCCAAUUGUUAUGAAAAUACAGCAUGUGGUUCGAGUUCCGCCCAAGGUCAAGGUGGCAGCACCAAGCAAUCCACAAUUUCUAAAAAAGAAAUUACAGCACCCAAGGGAUCCUCAUAUGUCGGGAAAUUCAACUUUGACAACGUCAACAUCAAUGCCGGCCAAGCUGAAGGUGACUCUGAAGGAAACAAGGGCUUCCACAAAAACAAAGGUAUCUGUCACAACAUGCAUCGUAAUAAAAUUACUGCAAAUAAAUCCACAAACGUUGGGUUUGAAAACUUUGGCAACAGCAACAUCAACUUCAAGUCUACUAGUACUAAAAAUCACGGCAAAGCAGCAGGUGGCUCGAGUUCCGCCCAAGGCCAAGGUCGCAGCACCAACGAAUCCAUAAUUUCUAACAAUGAAAUUACAGCAAAAUAUCAAUCCUCAAAUGUUGGGAUGCUCAACUUUCACAACGUCAACAUCAAUGCCGGCCAAGCUGAAGGUGGCUGUGAAGGAAACGAGGGCUUUCACAAAAACGAAGGUAUCAGUCACGACAUUUAUAAGAACACAAUUAUAGCAGUUAAUUCCCGAAAAGUUGGGAUACAAAACUUUGGCAACAUCAAAUACAACUGCAAGAAUAUUAUAAGACGAUUAUUGCGUUUUUUAGGCUUAUCAUAGUAAUUCCAGAAUUUCUUUAGCCAUGUGAAUUGAGAUAUACCAUAUGAGAAUUUGAUGUUGCCAUUGGACUCCUCCGCAUUGUAUAAACUCUUUAUAGUUAUUGUAAAACCUAUUAGACGGCGUGAAUGAGUAAAACUUUCUAUUCU
Molecule: messenger RNA, 1190 nt
Organism: Prunus mume (Japanese apricot)
Lineage: Eukaryota; Viridiplantae; Streptophyta; Magnoliopsida; Rosales; Rosaceae
Source: RefSeq, a predicted model, not a curated record